Messenger RNA from Acomys russatus (golden spiny mouse), 732 nucleotides. It is a transcript of the gene Il17c, whose product is annotated as interleukin 17C. Gene Ontology annotation, cellular component: extracellular region. The record is from RefSeq and is a predicted model, not a curated record. Gene Ontology annotation, biological process: inflammatory response. The transcript has 2 exons. Gene Ontology annotation, molecular function: cytokine activity. NCBI's taxonomy places the organism in Eukaryota, Metazoa, Chordata, Mammalia, Rodentia, Muridae. The coding region runs from base 1 to 546 and encodes 181 amino acids.
AUGACCCGUCAAGAUCCCCCACUCUGGGGGAGACCCCGAAGCCAUAGGACCCUGCGCUGCUACUCUGCUGACGAACUCUCUCAUGACCAGGCUCCCCCACACCUGCUAAUUCGAAGUGCCAGGUGGGAGCAGGCUCUCCCUGUGGCCCUGGUGUCCAGUUUGGAGGCCACGGGCCACAGGAGGCAGCAUGGAAGAUCUCUAGUUGGCACACAUUGCCCUGUGCUGCGGCCAGAGGAGAUACUGGAAUCUGACACCCACCAGCGCUCCAUCUCACCAUGGAGAUAUCGCAUCGACACCGAUGAGAACCGCUACCCACAGAAGCUGGCGGUGGCAGAGUGCUUGUGUCGUGGCUGCAUCAAUGCCAAGACAGGCCGUGAGACAGCUGCCCUGAACUCCGUGCAACUGCUGCAGAGCCUGCUGGUGCUACGGCGACAGCCCUGCUCCCGAGAUGGUACAGCAGACCCUAUCCCAGGAUCCUUCACCUUCCACACUGAGUUCAUCCGCGUGCCUGUCGGUUGUACCUGCGUUCUUCCCAGGUCUGCAUAGUGACUUCUGCUGUUGUGGCUCCACAGUGGAGCCCUAGGCUCCUUCCAGGACUGACGUUUCAGGCUUCUCCACAGAGGACACCUUCUAUUUAUGAGUAUUUAUUGGUUAUUUAUUGACUCAAGAGGGUAUAGCAGAAGCUAGACCCAGCCCCUGCCCUGUGAUCCCUGACCAGUGCCCAGAUCCAGG